Plasmodium falciparum 3D7 is the source of this 5136-nucleotide messenger RNA. RefSeq names its product B-box zinc finger protein. The record is from RefSeq and is a predicted model, not a curated record. Gene Ontology annotation, molecular function: zinc ion binding. Lineage: Eukaryota; Apicomplexa; Aconoidasida; Haemosporida; Plasmodiidae.
AUGAACAAUAUUACAAUUCGUAAACCAUUAUUUGAAGUUCCCAAUGAAAAUAAGAGUAAUGUUCUGAAAUAUGAAAAAGACAAUGAUUUUAAUAAUAAAAAAAAUGAUCCAUCAAAUUUAGAAAGCUAUAUAAGUUCAACUUUACCAUACAAAAGAAUUGAAAACAAUCAUCAUAAUUAUAAUAAUGCUAAAUAUGAUGAAAAUAAUAAGAAUGAUGAUGAUCAUAUACCUUUAGAUUUAAAUAAUAAAGAAAAUAUGAACUUUUUUGUUAAUAAAAAAAAUAUACAUAACUCUAAUUUAAACUAUAAUCAUGAUAAUAUCUUACAAUCUUAUAGAAAUGGAGAAAUAAAUAGAAACUAUAAUAUUAUGGAUAAUAUGUAUGAUGUAUAUUAUAUUAAUAAAAGUAAAGCUAACCUUAACGACUAUCUUAAACAUGUUAAUAUUAAUCAUACCGCACCAUGUAUUGGGGAAUUUAGAACAUGCAUGAACUGCUUUUUAAAUAUUUCCACACUAUUCUGUAAAACUUGUAAUAUAUUCUUAUGUGCAAUUUGUAAUGUAAAACUACAUAAUAAUAAAUCCAAUCAUAUUAUAAAUGUAGCCAGUAGCGGGUUAUACGAAAAUAAUGUUAAAUUUAAUGAUAUUAUUUUAAAAGAAAAAGAUAAAUGGCUUGUUGAAUUAGAUAAUAGCAUACCAAUAAAAAUUCGAGAAAAAUGUUCUGUUCAUACUAAGGAAUAUAUAAAAUAUGUAUGUAAAACUUGUAAAUAUACACUCCUGUGUGCAGACUGUUUGUUAAAUGAUCCUGUACAUGUUCAGAAUAAAAUGGAAAAUGACAUGAACAUAAUAAAAAAUGACAUGAACAUAAUGGAAAAUGACAUGAACAUAAUGGAAAAUGACAUGAACAUAAUAAAAAAUGACAUGAACAUAAUGGAAAAAGACAUGAACAUAAUAAAAAAUGACAUGAACAUAAUAAAAAAUAACAUGAACAUAAUAAAAAAUGAAAUGAACAUAAUAAAAAAUGUACCUGAACAAAAGAGAAAAAACGAACACUUUCUUCCUGAACAAGUUCAGGAAAAUAAUGAUAAUAAAAAUGGAUCAAAGAAUGAUAAAAAUCUAAAAGAUAGUAAUAAAAAGAAAAGAGAAAAUCAAUAUAUAGUAAGUAUAUAUAAAAAAGAAGAGACAAGUGAUUCAAAUAAUAAAGAUAUCAUUAAAGAUGUCAUUUAUAAUAACGAUAUUGAUAAAUUAAAACCUGGAUUUAAAUUGAUUAGAGGGAAUCAUGAAAUUCUAACAUUGAUUGAUGCAAGAAAUGACAUAAAAGAAGAAUUAAAUAACAAAUUAGAAAUAUUGUGUAAAAAAUCUUUAAUUUUAAAAAAUACUUUGCCUUCUUUGAGAAAUAUUUGUAAAUAUGGAAAAAUUACCUGCAAAAAUAAUAAAAGAUCCAUACGAUCUGGAUUUACUGUAACAAAUAAUAUAUUGAAUGAUAAAAAGGUUAAGAUUCAUAAUGAUUUAAAAAAAUUACAAGACAAGAGUACGAACUUUUUGAAAAAGUUAGAUCAAGAAAGAAUAAAUUAUCGAAAUUAUUUAGAAAAGAAAAAAAGUGAAUUACAACAUAUGAUAAAAUUGAGUAAUAAGAAUGCAGGUUUGGCAUUAGAUUAUUAUGUACAAAAAUUAGAAUCAUUUAAAUGUUUGUUUUUUACAAAAGACAAUUUGAUAGAUAUAGAAAAAAAAUUGGAAGUACCUCAUUCUAAAAUAAAAUCAGAAUUCUUAUCAUUUCUAAUAGAAGAGAUGAAAUAUGAUAUAUUAAAUUCAAAAAUGAAUAUACAGAAUAGAUGUCAGAGUAUAACAAAAGAAUUUGAACAAUUAUUUAAUUGUAAUAUAGAAAUUCCUGUAUAUCCAGUACAUUUUAGAGAUUUUUUAAAGAAGAGAACAUUUAAUAAUAAACAAGAUGUUCAUUUAAUAAGUAAUGAUAAAAAAAAAAAACAACAAUAUUUUCAUAUAUUACCUUUUACAGAUUUUUAUAUGAAUAUCGAAAUAUCUUAUCAAAUCAAAUGUAAGAGAAAAGAUUCAUUACAUUCAAAAUGGGAAAAAAGAACUGUCUCGGUUCGUUCCAUAUAUUUAUGUAUUCAUACACAUUCAAGAUAUAUAAAACGAUCUAAUAAAUAUCAAAAUGAUGAGUUUGAUGAAAAUGUCUCACAUAAAAAUGAUGCUGUAGGAAGCAUCGCAUAUGAGAUGGAACAGAACGAAAUAAAUGAACAAGAAAGGAGAGAUGGAGAAAUGUUAGGAGUAGAUGAAAUGGAAAAUAGGAAUAAAAUUGAAAAUUAUGAACAUAUAGAUAAUGCAAGUUCCGAAAUUUCAAAUAAGGAGAAUUGUUUAAUUCAAAAAAAUAUGUCAAACAAUUUAAGUAACGAUAUUGAAUCUAUUAUAUGUCUUAGUAAUGUUGAAAUAAAAAUGUUCAAUGAUCCUAAUAUAACAAAUAUAACUAUAUUAGAAAAAAGAAAUUAUUCCUAUGGAAUAGAGCUAACAGAAUAUAAUGAUAAAAAAGAUUUAGUUGGUUAUUGGCUCUUAAGUCAAAACAAUGAAAAAGAUAUGAAAGAAUUAUAUCAUAUAUUAUGUGCUAUUAAAAAGAAGAAUCCUAAGGCUGCUCGUAUACCUUCAUUUUAUCCUAAGAUAAAUAUGAAUAAUUCUAUGUUUAAUUAUCAUGAGAAUAAUAUAAGUACGAUAUAUAAGAAUUUUUCGGCCAACCUUAUUGAACCGUCUUAUUUUAUAAAUACAUCUGAACAUGAAAAAGAUGAAAGAGAUGGAAAAUAUUUAGAAGCAAGUAUUAAUGAUUACAUGAGUGAUGAUAAAAAAAAAAAAAGAUAUGAUAGUAUAGAAUCCUUAAGAGGUAGUGAUAAGAUAAAAAAUGAUCAAAUUUAUCAAGGUGGCCAUAGUUCUAGUUUAUUAUAUUAUUAUGACAACAACAAUGAUGAUAAUAAUAAUAAUAUGUAUGAUAGUAGUAGUAGUAGUAAUCAUAAUUAUUAUAUUUUAACAAAUGAUAAACGUCUUAAUAUGGAUAACUUUAUAAACAACAAUUUAGAAAUAAAUAAUUCACAAAAUAAAGUUAUCGAAAAAAAUUUAGAGUACAUAAACAAUGUUAAAUUAACCAAAACAAGUAACUAUGAACAAUCAAAUAAUACAAAUUCGAAGGAUGAGCAUAACAUAUCUUCAGAUAAAAGUAAAAAAGAAGAUACAUUAAAUUUAAGCAGGAAAUCAUCAUACGAAUAUAAUAAUAAAAUACUUCAAUCAACAAGUAAUAAAUCUUUGAAUGGUGCUUAUGAAAAUAAUUUAUUUUCUGGAAAAAAAAAAAAAAAUAAAGGAACUGUAUUAAAGGAUAUAGAACAUAUAAAUGAUAUACAGGACAAAUAUCCUGAAGAUCUAAAUAUAAAUUGUGUGAACAAAUAUGUAAUAGAAAAUGAAGAAAAACAUCUAUUACCUUUAGAAUUAGAGUAUAAUUUGGUGUCUAGUGAUGAGAAAUUCGGUUUAAAUAAGAUAAAAAAUGACAAUAAUAUAAUAUAUAUGAAACAUCAAAAUUAUCAUAAUUUAUAUGAUGAUAAUCAAAAGAAACAUAUAUUAUUUGAUACCAAUAAAAAUGUAUCGAUUCAAAGGAAUAAUAAUAUAAACAGUGUAAUCAAAACAAAUCACUAUGAAGUCGAAAAAAAUAAUAAAGACCAAAGAAAUUAUGAUAAUUUUACAUGUGACAAAAAAAAAAAAAUAUAUUACAAUAUAAUAAAUAGUGACAAAGAUAUAUAUCAUAAUAAUAUUAUAUAUACAAAAAAUGAAAAAGAAGGAAUCGGAAAUAUUCAUCUUAAUCGUAACGAUAAAGAUAUAACCAACUUUGAACUUUUAAAAUUAGAUGGUGUUAAAGAAUUUCUAGACACAUUUAAGGAUUCAUAUAUAGAUUGUCAUAAUAAAAAAGAAAAUAUUUUAAAUAUGACGAAUAAGAAUAAAGAAGAUCAUCAAAUAAUUGAUGUUGCUGAUAAAAUAUUUAAUGAAACUAAUAUGAUUACUAUGGAUAACAACAAAAUAUAUGAUGACAAAAAUGUACAUGAGAAGAAAUGUACACAUAAUGAUGUCAUACAUCAUAAUAUGGAUAUUUUAAGUACUUCAAUAAAAAAUAAUGAGGAAAAUUUAUUUAUAGAUACCUAUCAAAAACAAAAUCGUAUUGGAGAUAUUUAUAUGAACAGGAUUAAUAUUCUUCAAGAAGAUGAUGAUGAUGAUAAUCAUAAUAAUAAUCAUAAUAAUAAUAAUAAUAAUAAUAAAUUAAUUUUAUUUGAAUAUACCAAAAAUGAUCAAAUGUUGCAUAAUAAUAAAAACAAUUUAGAGGGUACAGAAGAAUUCUCCGAUUUUAUUGAAAAAAAAAAUAAAAUAAAAAUAAAGAAUAAAAAUGAAUCUUAUCAUAAAAUAGAUGAAUCAUUACUCAGUAAUGAAAAAAAUAAUAAAGUGUCCUUACUGCUUAUAAAUAAUAACAAGGACUCUUCAUCAGUAGAUAAUAAUAAAAAUAAUAAUAAUAAAAAUAAUAAUAAUAAAAAUAAUAAUAAUGAAAAUAAUAAUAAAAAUAAUAAAAAUAAUAAUAAUGAUAGCUUCUCAAAAGAUAACAAUCUUAUAAAUAAUGACAAUAAUAAUAACAAUAAUAAUAAUGAUAGCUUCUCAAAAGAUAACAAUCUUAUAAAUAAUGACAAUAAUAAUAACAAUAAUAAUAAUAAUAAGGUUAUAAAAAAAGAAAUAAUAGAUGAUAAAGAAAAGAAUGAUAUUCACAAAAGAGACAAUAUAUACAUUAAAGAUGUAAGUGUAUCUCCUCUUAUAAAUAAUCAUCCUAAUUUAAAUUCCAUGAGAAAGGACAGAACCAUUGAACCUCUCAAAAUAAUUAAUGGAAAAAAUAAAUUAAUAAAGGAUUUAAAAAAAAUUCAAGAACAAGUUGAAAGAAAAAUAAGGAAAUAUAAAAUACAGAUGGACCAAGAAAAUAAGAAGCCACCACCUUCAAAAAAUAAAAUUAAUAUGAAAAGUAUAAAUUUGGACAUUGAUGAUGAUCAAAAUGUGGAUUCUCAAGGUAUUGUAGAUUAUGUAUUAAAUCAAAUAGGAAACAAAAAGAUGGGUCAAUAA